This is a messenger RNA of Artibeus jamaicensis (Jamaican fruit-eating bat), 5031 nucleotides long. RefSeq names its product ADAM metallopeptidase domain 8 (gene ADAM8). The transcript is spliced from 24 exons. Gene Ontology annotation, molecular function: cell adhesion molecule binding; metalloendopeptidase activity. NCBI's taxonomy places the organism in Eukaryota, Metazoa, Chordata, Mammalia, Chiroptera, Phyllostomidae. The coding region runs from base 1902 to 4448 and encodes 848 amino acids. The record is from RefSeq and is a predicted model, not a curated record. Gene Ontology annotation, biological process: proteolysis; regulation of cell-cell adhesion; inflammatory response.
GGUGUGCUCCCGGCACUAGGGGGCAGCAGCCCCUCACCCUGAGGCGAGUCAGGAGGCCCCGAGGGCUGAGGUUGAGGCCUCUGUCCCCUUCCGCCUGCAGUGGGGUGUGCACUCCACAAACCCGAGCCCCUCCGGGCUCUGCAGUGGGUGGCACUGAUGCUGCCGCGAGCACCUCUGGGCGUUCUGCUGGGUCUCGUGUCAUUUUUGAAAUCCAGUUCAAACUGCCCGCUGCGGUGGCCUCGUCAGAUGAGGACCAAGACUCCGAGGAGGCCCAGGUGCUCAGACAAGGGCCCCUUGGGGCGUGCGCAUGCGUGGCUCUGCCCGGGCUAUUGCCUUGCAGGGCUGGACAAGCCCAGACUGCUUCCUCUUCUGCAGGUCGUGCAGGUGGGACCUGUGAUCACACAGGCUCACCUGCCGGCCCAGGUGGCCAGGGGUAGUGUCAUAAAGCACGGAGACCGAGCAGAGGAGCCUGCUGCUCGGAGCAGGACUCUGUCCCUGCCCGGGGCUGCGGCUCCAGGCUCCAGGUGGCGAUGCAUCCAGCAGCACCUGCCGUUGGUGAGAGGGACCAGUUAAGUGCGUCCUGGGGGCUGGGUGGGGGCUCUGGGCCCACGUGGGUCCUGGCUGCUGACGUGAAGCGCCUGUGGGAAGCUGUGUGCAGGCCGGCCGGCUCGCGGAGGGUCGCACAGGACCUGCGGUUCUUCAGUCUCCUGAACUUGGAAUACGCGACGUCAGAAUUGAAGUCGAGGGAGGACUUGGGGUUCGUGUGGGGUGUGAGCCCAGGGGCCUGACCCGGGGGUGGCAGCAGCCUCCCUGGGAGCCCUGCCCACACUGCUGCCCUGGCCAGGGCCCGUCUUCUCUGCCCGACUCCCCGAAGUCUGCGGCCCUCUUGCCUCUUUAUGCCGGUCCCUUUGGGGGAAGUCAUGAUCCACUGAACUUUGACCUCUGUUCUGUGGACACCACAACCUGUCACCUCAGCAUCCUGGAAUGUGGGGUGAGCCCUCCCGGCCCAGUCGCAGGCCGGGGUCUCCAGGGCACAGACCCACCUGUGUCAGCCUCAACGUCAGGGCAGCAUUGGGUGGCCCCACCUGGCAGGACACAGUACCUCUGGUGCUUUGUGGGGACCCCCAGAGCCCAGCUGGGACAGCCCCAUGGACAACCCCACUGGGAGGGGCCUCUAUGUAGAGUGGAGUCUACAGAGGUGGCGUGGGCUGGAUUCCCAGGUGACCCCUCCCCAGGGAGGCCUCCAGGGCCCAGGGGAGCAGGGCUGGGGCCUGGCUGGAUUCACAGGUGCUGCAGGAACCUUCUGCUACCUGGGAAGUUGGGGUACCCCCACCUUCCGACACCCCUCCCUCCAGACAGUCUUUCCCAAGUCACUUUCCACAACAAGGCCCAGCCUUGCCAGAACAGCCCAGAUUGGCCCAGUCACCCCCUUCUGCGUGAACUCGUCCACCUUUGUGAAGCCUGUCUGUGUGCUUGGGCCCCCAGGGAACCUGGGUAGUCAGUUGCUGGGACACUGAGGAGCCGCAGGGCAGGAAGGACGAGAAGGAGGGGCAGGGCACCCUCCCCCAAGGUGCUGAGGGCCCCGCCCCCAGUGCGGUCUGUAGUAGUCAGGGUGGGGCGGGACGGGGAAGUGCCUUAAAGCCCAGGACCCACAGGCUGCUGAAGGCAGAGCCACACUCACCCGCCCUCAGACCCUGGGCCCCCGGGUCCCCGUCUGUGCCCUUGGACCCUGAACACCGAACCCCUGGCUCCCCAUCCUCAUUCCCCAGCCCCCAGAUCUUUGUCCCCCAGGAACCCAGACCCCCAUUUCUACCGGUGCCCCACCCCUCCCUGUCCCCAGAUCCCCCUCCUGGGACCCCAAGCCCCCAGAACCCCAGAUUCCAAGUCCCAGACCCCCAUCCAUGCUCCCGGCUCCCCAGCUCCCGGCCCUCACCCGGGCCAUGGGCCGCCUCAGGCUGUGGCUGCUUGGAACACUGUGGCUGCAGGUGGUCGCCCCCAGCACCCCCCUGUCCCAUGUGGAACAGUAUGAGGUGGUGUGGCCCCAGCGCCUGCUGGGGUCCCGGACCCGCCGAGCACUGCCCUCUGGCUUGGGCCUGUACCCAGAGAGUGUGAGUUAUGUCCUUGGGACCCGGGGGUACAACGUCACCCUGCACUUGCGGAAGAACAGGGACCUGGUGGCCUCGAACUACAGGGAGACCUACACAGCUGCCAACGGCUCGCAGGUGACCGAGCCACUGCAGGGGCAGGACCACUGCUUCUACCAGGGCCACGUGGAGGGGCAGCCACACUCCGCUGCCAGCUUCAGCACCUGUGACGGCCUCAGGGGCUUUUUCAGGGUGGGCUCAGCCGUCCACCUGAUUGAGCCGCUGCCAGGGGGCGGGGAGGAGGGGCAGCACGCGCUCUACCAGCCCCAGCACCUGCGUCAGGAGGCCGGGAACUGUGGGGUCAGCAACACCAGCCUGGACAGCCUCCUGGGCCCGCGGGCCUCGGCAUCCUUCAGGCCUCGGAACCGGCCGUGGUCCCAAAAGACCCGCUAUGUGGAGCUGUAUGUGGUCACAGACAGCGCACAGUUCCAGCGGCUGCGGAGCACAGACGCUGUGCGCAGGCGGGUGCUGGAGGUGGUGAACCACGUGGACAAGCUGUAUCAGGAGCUCGGGUUCCGUGUGGUCCUGGUAGGCCUGGAUAUGUGGACCGGCAAGGACCAGAUCCAGGUCAGCUCCGACGCCAGCGCCACUCUGGAUAACUUCCUGGCCUGGCGGAUGCAGCACCUGGUGGGGAGGCACGGCCACGACAACGCACAGUUCAUCACUGGGAUCGACUUCACCGGCGACACCGUGGGGCUGGCCAAGGUGUCCAGCAUGUGCUCCCCGCACUCGGGGGCUGUGAACCAGGACCACAGCACGAACCCCAUCGGUGUGGCGUGCACCAUGGCCCACGAGAUGGGCCACAACCUGGGCAUGAACCACGACGAGAACGUCCAGGGCUGCUACUGCCCCGCGGCCCCCCCCACGCGCAAGUGCGUCAUGGCGUCCAGCAUCAGCACCCCGUACCCCAGUGUGUUCAGCCACUGCAGCCAAGCCGACCUGCAGACAUUCAUGGAAAAGCUCCGGGAAACCUGCCUGGCCAACGAGCCGGACCUCAACCGCCUGGUGGGCGGCCCCGUGUGCGGGAACGGGUUUGUGGAGCGCGGGGAGCAGUGUGACUGUGGCCAGCCCCAGGACUGUCGGAACCGCUGCUGCAACGCCACCACCUGCCAGCUGGCAGAAGGGGCCGAGUGUGCCCACGGUGCCUGCUGCCACGAGUGCAGGGUGAAGCCGGCUGGCCAGCUCUGCCGCCCCCAGAAGGAUGCCUGCGACCUGGAGGAACACUGCGACGGCCGCCAGCCAGCCUGCCCAGAGGACGUCUUCCAGGAGAACGGCACGGUCUGCGCGGGGGGCUACUGCUACGGCGGGGCCUGCCCCACGCGGGCCCAGCAGUGCCAGGACUUGUGGGGGCCAGGCAGCCGGGCCGCGAUGGAGAGGUGUUACACCUACAGCCUCCUGCCGGGCUGCAGGAGCGGCAGCCUCUUUGGUUCUGCAGGGAACACGUGUGGCAUCCUGUUCUGUGAAGGCGGGCAGAAGCCGCCAGAGCGGAGCUCCUGCACCAUCUCCAACACCUGCCAGGCUCUUAGCCCGGAGGGCAGCUCUGGGUACGAGCAAGUCCUUGAAGGCACCAAGUGUGGUGACCAGAGGGUUUGCUGGAAAGGGCUGUGCCAGGACCUCCAAGUCUACAGAUCCAGAAACUGCUCUGCCAAGUGCAGCGGCCACGGGGUGUGCAACCACAAGGGGCAGUGCCACUGCAGGCCGGGCUGGGCCCCACCGCGCUGCGUGGAGCUGCUGCCAGAAGCGUCCACAGCGCCCGGGAGCCUCCUGGUGCCCGUGCUGGUGCCCGUGCUGCUCCUGGUGGCUCUGGGCCUUGCCCUGGCAGGUGUGGUCAUGCACCGCAAGGCCGGCAGCUGCAUCCGACAGAGGAGUGUGGCACCCAAGACUACCAUGGGGCUCUCCAACCCCCUUUUCUACCAGGGGGCCAGCAGGCCGGCGAAGGGCACAGCUUCGGCUCCCCCCAUGAGCCCCCCAGAGCUGGUCCCUCCCACACACACCAUCCCCGGCCAGCCCUCCAGGCCCACAGCUUCUGCAGUGACCGCUAAGCGGCCACCCCCUGCGCCUCCGGCCACCAUGUCCAGCCCGCCCUUCCCAGUCCCUGUGUACACCCAGCAAGCCCCAGCACAGCUCCGACCUGCUCCUCCCUCCAAGCCCCUCCCGGAGCUGAAGUCCAGACAGGUGGUCAGGCCGACCUGCAUGCCCCCCGUGCCACCAGUCAAGCCCUGGGCUCAAGGGGCCAACCCUGGACCCACUGAGGGAGUUGCUGGCCCAAAGGUCGCUCUGAAACCCCCUGUCCAGAGGCGGUGAUGGCUGAGCUCAGAGCCUUGGGGGCAUUAUCCUGGCCCCCGAGUCUGCCACUUGUUCCUGCUCAAGAAGCCCUGUGCCCUCCCCCACCGUGCCCGCCACCUCCGCGGGACCAAGGUCACGCUUUAGCACCCCAGGGUCACAGCCCAGGGCCUCUUCCCCAGGACUCUGCUGCUGCUCCUGACCUCUCACCCACGUUGGCCACGCUUCCCCACGCCAGCCGGGCAGGGCAGCCACGGUGGCCUGUGCGCAUCUCCCAAAGGCCAUGGCUUUCCCCAGCGAGCGGAGGAGGCUCCUGCAAGCCUGCCGCACCCCCUCCCCGCUGCUCCGGGCCCCUCCAGGUGGAAGGCCCACGCGUGUGCACCCGUCUAUGAGCACACGCUUGUUCCAGGAAGACUCCGCCACCGCAUCCACCCCUCCCUCUUCGGAGCCUAUUUCCCUGUUUCCCUGAUAUUUAAGAAGAAAAAGCUAGUUUUUACUAUUAAAUUAUUGAUCAAUUUCUAAAUGACUGGGUGAAUUUUUAUUGGAUGGAAGCCCAGCAAGGUGGAAUUCAGUUAGUAAGAUCUAAGGGUCCAAUGCUUGUUAA